Messenger RNA from Dreissena polymorpha, 5812 nucleotides. RefSeq names its product syndetin-like. The record is from RefSeq and is a predicted model, not a curated record. Lineage: Eukaryota; Metazoa; Mollusca; Bivalvia; Myida; Dreissenidae. The coding region runs from base 63 to 2969 and encodes 968 amino acids. Gene Ontology annotation, molecular function: SNARE binding. Gene Ontology annotation, cellular component: EARP complex. The transcript has 28 exons. Gene Ontology annotation, biological process: endocytic recycling; retrograde transport, endosome to Golgi.
AAAACUUAUAGGUGUGAACUUUUCACAGCUUUAAUAUCGUUAAUUACUGAUAUGAAGAAACUAUGGAUCUCAAAAACAAAUUGAAAUCUUUAUUAACAAAACAGAACCCUGCUUUUGUCCUGGAGAGAACCAUGCCAGACAAGGAUUCUCAUAUAUCACUAAUCGAAGAAAACAUCAGUCAUGAGUUGUUUGCUGAUGAACCUGCUGUUUCCAAGUAUAAGCAUGAAAUGCUGCAGUCUAACCCACAAGAAGAUCGUGAGACUAUAGAGAAUAUUGACAAAGAAUACUAUGAGGACACAGACACCAGUCUGUUUGAACUGCAGAAACUUCCAGAAGCCCUAAAUUUAGAGCAAAUAGAUGAUGAUAGAAACCGACUUCAAAGACAACUGCAGGCAGUUUCAAAGAAAGUUUCUGAGCUGGUUUUGGAGAACCACCCUGCAUAUGCAGCCGAAUUACAGAGAGUCAUGGAGCUCCAGAAGACAUUACAGCUGGCCACUAUCAUCUGCAAAGAUGGCAGAGGGCAACUUUCUGAAGCGAGACACAAAUUCACUUUAGCAAGUCUCCGCCUGUUGUCCAAUGUGAGGAAACGACAGCAGCUAAGGGAACUUCUCAAGUUUAUCAAAACCAUCAAGACACUGCAAAGAACUGACCUGAGAUUACGUGAAAUGAUGGUGGAGGAAGAUUUCUGUGGCGCUAUCCAGCUUUGUUUGGAGUGCCAGAAAGCCGCAGCAAUGUUGAAGCACUACGCUUGUAUCAGUGAAUUGAGUUCAAAACUUCAAGACACACUUGAGUCUAUAGAAGAGCAGCUGGAUUAUGCCUUGUCAAAAACCUGUGUUCGUUUUGAUGCCAAACAUUACCAAAAGAUACAACAGGCAUAUGACCUGCUUGGGAAAAGACAGAUGGCGCUCGACCAGUUGCACCUUCACUUCACGAGCGCCAUCCACAACACAGCAUUCCAGGUGGUACUAGGAUACGUGGAGCUCUAUGCUCCGCCAGGUGGAGCAACCAACUUCAACAAGCUGCAGUUUGCUGACCUUUGCAAGCAUGUGACCAUAGAAAGUUUUACUCCGUGUCUCAUCGGUGUGUGCAAGGCCUUAUGGGGGAUUAUGAAGAGUUAUCACUGCACAACCCGCUGGCAUGAAACACAUCUUGACACUGCUAAUACAGACCAAGCCUCUGACAACCCAGACUCCAUGAGUGUGGCCUACAUCAAGCAGAAGCUUGAACAUGGACUGGUGCGAAUCUGGCAGGACGUGCAGCAGAAAGUGCGCACAUACAUUCUAGGCAUUAAUCUCUCCGCCUUCAAACUUGAGGAGUUCAUUCACUUUCUUGACAUUGUUAACAGGAUGAUCGACAUUGGCGAGUAUUUCUGUGACAGCAAGUCGGAGGGCCUGCAGGAUUCAUUGAAGCAGCAGAGUCUCAACUAUUUCAAAAACCACCACAGAGCCAAGAUGGACGAGCUACGAAUGUUCCUGGAGAAUGAAGGAUGGGAGUUGUGUCCUGUCAAGUCAUCAUUCCAUGUGCUUCACUUAGUGGAGUUUAAAUUCAUGAGACAGUCUGUCACACCACAAAAUUUCCUGACUAAUAGGAAUGCAAGGCAGCCCACCUCUGACCAAUCAGAAGCUCAGUCUCUUAAAAGACAAUAUUUUGAAGAGUUCUCAGGGGACACUACUCCAUUCGACUUUCAGACUGAGCAGGAAGAGAAGGAAGAUGUUUUUGCAGGAGCAGGGGAUGAUGGCAGUGGUGGAGAGUACAGUGACAGUGAUUCGGAUGUGCCAGAGGAGCUCAAGCAGGACUUCAUAGAUGAACUCACGGGGGAAACACACUCCAGGCCAGGAAAACGGAAGUUUUCAAGGAGUCGAAGUUUCCAGAAGCACGUUUCCAUAGUGACAAACACAUCUUUAAAUAUUUUCCGUGUCUUAGGUCGUUACAUUCAAAUGAUGCGCCUUCUCAAGCCAAUAGCCUUUGAUGUGGUGACUUGUGUGGCGCAGCUGUUUGACUUCUAUCUGUACGCUGUUUACUUAUUUUUUGGACAAGAGUUGGGCACCAUGGAUAACCGGAACAUUAACAUUCGCUUGAAGACGACACUUCACAGGAUUGAAGAAAAUCUAAUUUUUGAUGCAGACACAACAACGCCUGCUAGUAAUGUUGACCAGGUUGAGCACAGGAUUUUGCUAAGGAUUGCUUUUGAGAGAAUGCAUGCCCCGCAUUUGUCCCCCAUUGUGGAUUUGAAGAACCCAGCUAGAAUGUACGGUUUAGCAGAGAGGAUUGUGGCUGCCGAGUCUCUUGUAUUCCUUGGAGAACAAAUGGAGUUUCUUUUGCCACAUUUAGAGGCCAUUAUUCCAGGAAAUAAGAAGGCCUUCUUGCAGCAAUUUUACUCCCAGACAGUGAACAUGGCGUCUGAGCUACGUAAGCCAGUGUACUGGGCGGUGUCAUCGCGGGUCAUCAACUAUGAGAUCGUUCUGCAGCACAUGGCUUCUGUGAGGUGGGAUGUCAAAGAAAUCAUGUCUCAGCACAACAGCUAUAUAGAUGUUCUCAUUCAGGCAUUCAAAACUUUCAACACUCAGCUGGGAGACAUUUGCAAGAUGCUGCCAGUGCCGCGGGCCACUUAUGACAAUUUGUGGGACCAAAUUGUACGCAUAUCUGCUCGAACCUUUGUCGAGGGCUAUGCUAGUGCCAAGAAAUGCAGCAUUGAAGGAAGGGCCUUGAUGCAGCUGGACUUUCAACAGUAUUUGAAAAAUGUGGAAAAACUGGUUGAAAUCAAGCCCAUUCCAGACAGAGAGUAUGUAGAAAAUUACAUCAAGGCGUAUUAUUUCCCAGAGAAUCAACUGGAGGGCUGGCUUCCUGAACACAGGGAGUACAGCUUAAAGCAACUGGUAUCACUGGUGAAUGUUGUGGACCAUCUGAACAGGAAGGCCAAGCAGCGACUGACUGCAAUGUUGGAAGACAUUGAGAAGUCUCGCAGAUAGCUUUAGUGUAUGUGCCAUGUAAAAUAUUGUGAAGGAUUGGUAUAUGCAUUUUAGCUGUGUGCAGUGAAAAAGGGGUUCAACGCAUGUGCUUAAAGUGUUGUCCCAGAUUGGCCUGUGCAAUCCGCAUAGGCUAAUCAGGGAUGACACUUUCUGCAAAAACUUGAUUUUUGCUUAUAAGAGACUUUCUUGAAACGAAAAAUAUCAUAAAAGCAGAAAAUGUCAUCCCUGACUGCACAGGCUUAUCUGGGGCAACAGUUUUUGCUCAUUCAUUAAACCCCCUUUUCACAGAGCAUGGUUAAUAUAUAAUGGGGGAAUAUUUUUAUGACUAGAUAAAUCUGAUACUGCCUUACUUGUUGGUUAUUGUGCCCUACCGCUUUCACCGGAGGGGACUUAUGGUUUUCGCACUGUGCGUCUGUCUGUGAGUCUGUCUGUCUGUCUGUCACACUUUUAUGGAUCUUGCGAUAACUUUAAAAGUUGUUCAUAUUUUUCAGGAAACUUGAAACGUGGAUAGAUGGCAUUAUGGACAUUAUGCACGUCAUUUCAUUUUGUUCCUAUGUCAAAAAUUCUGGUUGCUAUGGAAACAAUUGGGAAAAAAAUUCUGACAAUGGUGGAAUUUCUGACAAUGGUGGGGUCGGUAGGCGACAUAUAUUGCUUGGCAAUAGUUUUGUUUCAAACUGCUCUUUGCAAGCUGUCUAAAUCUACCGUAGAGAAUAUUAUAUGUAUUGGAACAUAAAAAUGAUUGAUCAUUGUUAUACUGGUAUGUGUAUUUUGGGGGACAUUUUUGCAGCUGAAAAGAAUUGGACAUUCAGAGUUCCUCAUUUUUUAAAUAUUUUCUGAAAAUUAUCAUGUGUAAAGAAAUAUGAUGAAUAUUUUUUUCAUAAAAAUCAUUAAAAUGUUCAAGUUCUGGAACAUUGAUAUUCACUUGUCAAGUUGAUAAUGUAGAAGUAAUAAAAUGGUCUACAUAAUGUUUAAUAUAAUGUUGUCUGAUGCUUAACACUUUCAAAAUCUCAUUGUUUUGCUCCCCCAAAAUUUAUUUUGGGGGGAGCAUAUAGUAGCCGCUUCGUCUGUCCGUGUGUCCGUCCGUGUGUCCGUCCGUGUGUUCGUCCGUCCGUGCACAGUCCGGGCUAUUUCUUAGCAACUAAUGACCGGAACUCCAUGAAACUUAAUCGGAAGCUUUACUACCAAGAGGAGAUGUGCAUAUUAUCAGCAGGUUCUGGUCGGAUGAUUUUUCACAGAGUUUUGGCCCUUUGAAAUUUUCCAUUAGCUGUACAUAAAGUGCAAUUUUUGUCAGGGCUAUUUCUCAGCAACUAAUGACCGGAUUUCAAUGAAACUUUAUGGGAAGCUUUACUACCAAGAGGAGAUGUGCAUAUUAUCAGCGGGUUCUGGUCGGAUGAUUUUUCACAGAGUUAUGGCCCUUUGAAAUUUUCCAUUAACUGUACAUAUAGUGCAAUUCUUGUCCGGGUUAUUUCUCAGCAACUAAUGACCGGAAUUCAAUGAAACUUUUUGGGAAGCUUUCACUACCAAGAGGAGAUGUGCAUAUUAUCAGCGGGUUCUGGUCGGAUGAUUUUUCACAGAGUCAUGGCCCUUUGAAAUUUUCAAUAAAAAAAUUAUUAUCCCCCAACUACUGUGCCCUCAAGACGUUUCCUUUUAUCUGAAUAUAUAGUGCAAUAUUGUGACCAAAAAACCCUUUGGGAAGCAUCACCCGUCUUCGACGGUUUCUUGUUUUUAUUACAUUUUAAAUCUCAUUGAACUGUUGAAACCUCUUGCAUUGCCUUUGCUUUUUCCUUAAUCAAGCGUUUUUAAUGAUAUAAGGGACUUGGUCAAGGUUUUGCAAAUUAACAAUAGUUAAUAAAUUGUUAUUGAUUCAAGAAGUAAGGUAUGCAUUUUCUUCAGGCUAGUUAAAUAACACUCCUGACAAAGAAAAAUGUUUAAAAUAUCGGUUUGCUUAAAGAUAAACAAUCAAAGUCGGUACAAUAAAAAUAAAAUGUUCAUCAAUAAUUUGACAAAUGUGUGUAUUACGAAGAUUCGGAUAAUGUCAAUAGCCAGAGUGAUAUAGUGGUAGGUUGUUAUCUUUUUCUGCAAGGACCCUGGCUUUAAUUCUACGUGGGGCAAAACUCUUUAGUCAGCAUUUUGUAUCGCUAUUAUGAUAAUUUAAAACUGUUCUGAAUGUAACAAUUAUUUAAGAAGCUUCAUUAACAUUUUUCAAAUUUAUGCAAAUCUGUGAUCAAGUCCCUUUAAGGUCAUGCAGUAAAAAAUCAAUUUGAUUUGUAACCCCCAAAAAUAUGUACAUUAUUUUUUGAAUCAGAAUUGAGUUCAACGGCAUAAUGCUUAGGAUCACUGUUUUAUUUAAUCAUUUGAUUGGCUUUAACCAGUGCUUAUUUUUUUUUUAAAAACACACAAAUAUAUACAUGUAUUGAACUAUUAGAACUUAGUGAAUAUUCAUUAACAAUCCAUAUUCAAUAAAAUGAAUAAAGUAACAAAACUGAAAAAUAAAAUGCUUAAUAUUUAUAUACAGCAUUAUAUUCAUUUUGUAUUGAUUUUUAAAGAUUUGAUAGUAGCAUUUAUUGGUUAGUAAGGAAUGUCUUCCAAGAAUGCCAGUAAGUGAUGUUAUAAGAUUGAUGUGAAAAGUCACAAUCCAAGAAGGUCAUUUAAACAAUGCCUUAUAUGUAAACAGCUACACAUGUAAGCCAAAAUAGUAAGGUGAAUCCUGAUUAGACAUGUGCACAUUUUAAUUUCAGAAUUGAAUGAAGAUAUGUUACAUAAGUGUGUGUUUAAUAUUAUAUAUGUAUAUUUUGAUGUUGUUAUUUAACUAUAAAAAUGAACUAUUAAAGUGUAAAAACAUC